AACAUUGAUAAGAUUUCGGAAUAAAAUGGGGAUACUCGCACACUACUUUUCUCCAUAAGGUUCAAUUGUGUCUCUGACUUCUAAAUAUAAAGACUAAAUAAAAUGGAGCAGUGGAAAAAUAGAGUGGCCGUUGUAACAGGUGCUUCCUCAGGAAUCGGGGCUGCAAUAGCUAAAGAUCUCGUCAAAGCUGGAAUGGUAACGAUAGCAUUAGCUCGCCGGGUUCAAAAGGCUGAGGAGCUCAAGAAGGAACUUCCUGAAAAUCUGAGGCAUAAUUUUCACGCCAUGAAAUGUGAUGUAUCCAAGGAGGAGGAGAUUAUUGAUACAUUUGCUAAGAUUGACUCUCAGUUCAAUGGAAUUGAUGUCUUGAUCAACAAUGCUGGUGUAGCCAGGAACACUAAACUCAUUAAGCACGACAAUUCAGUUCCUGUGAGAGAGGUGAUGGACACAAAUGUUCUUGGUCUUGUCUUCUGCACCAGAGAAGCCUACAAAUCUAUGGAGAAGCAUGGAAGGAAUUCUCAUGUUGUUCAUAUUAAUAGCUUACUAGGCCACCACAUUAUUUUUAGUACCCAAAUGCCAUCGUUUAAUAUGUAUCCUGCAAGUAAAUUUGCAGUAACUGCAAUUACAGAAAUCCAUCGUCAAGAAUUCAUCCGCAGCAAGCACCAUAUUAAAGUGACAUCAGUGAGUCCGGGAUUAGUGAGAUCUGAAAUGACUCAACGGGAUGGUAUUGACUUGACUUCUUUAAUGCCCUCUCUAGAAGCUGAGGACAUAUCCCAAAGCAUCCUUUAUGUAUUAGGGACUCCUCCACAUGUGCAAGUCCACGAACUAACUAUUAAACCAUUCGGUGAAAUGUUUUAAUUUCAAGUGACUUUAUCGGUUUUUGAGUGAUUGAUUGAAGUUGUUUGUAUGUACUUGAAACGACAAUAAAAUUUCAAAAAUG
Messenger RNA from Phlebotomus papatasi, 937 nucleotides. Its product is annotated as farnesol dehydrogenase-like. The coding region runs from base 103 to 855 and encodes 250 amino acids. The record is from RefSeq and is a predicted model, not a curated record. NCBI's taxonomy places the organism in Eukaryota, Metazoa, Arthropoda, Insecta, Diptera, Psychodidae. The transcript is spliced from 2 exons.